Messenger RNA from Alternaria viburni, 1260 nucleotides. RefSeq lists its product as uncharacterized. Bases 1 to 1260 code for a protein of 419 amino acids. Gene Ontology annotation, biological process: actin filament bundle assembly; actin cortical patch localization. Lineage: Eukaryota; Fungi; Ascomycota; Dothideomycetes; Pleosporales; Pleosporaceae. Gene Ontology annotation, molecular function: phosphatidylinositol binding; actin filament binding. Gene Ontology annotation, cellular component: actin cortical patch. The transcript is spliced from 4 exons. The record is from RefSeq and is a predicted model, not a curated record.
AUGGGUUUCAGUCUCAACAACCCGCUGCCCUCGUCCAUGAGCAGCGAAUGUCGCAAGACGGGAAAGAUUCUAGCAUCCUUUGUCGACCCCAGACAGGCCUUUGGGCCCGAUAAGAUUAUCCCGCCCAAUGUCCUCGCCAAUGCAAAGGGCCUCGCGAUUCUCACAGUCUUCAAGGCCGGCUUCCUCGGCACAGCGCGAUUCGGAUCGGGCGUCGUCGUCGCCCGCCUCGCAGACGGAUCGUGGUCGGCACCCACGGCCAUCGGAACCAUCGGCGGCGGCUUCGGCGGACAGAUUGGCUUUGAGCUCACCGACUUCGUCUUCAUCCUCAACGACGCAUCCGCUGUCCGUACAUUUGCGCAGGCCGGCUCGCUGACAUUGGGCGGCAAUGUCUCCAUCGCGGCGGGGCCCGUCGGUCGCAAUGCCGAGGCUGCCGGCGCGGCGAGUCUGAAGGGCGUGGCUGGUAUUUUCAGCUACAGCAAGACAAAGGGACUGUUCGCCGGUGUCAGUCUGGAGGGAAGUGGCAUCAUCGAGCGGAGAGAUGCGAACGAGAAGCUGUACGGCCGCCGAUGGACUGCCCGCGAGAUCCUCAGCGGACAGGUCCCCCCACCACCAGCCGCCGCGCCACUCCUGCAAGUGCUCAACUCGAGAGUCUUUGCCGGCGUAGGAGGCGCGCAGAACGUUACCAACGACGCCAUGUACAACGACAUUCCCGUCUACGACAACUCGCGCGACAACGUAGUGUGGCAGGGCCGCGAGGGCUCGGCCAUGGGCGAAGGCGUGCGCCGUGACCGCACCGGCUCCAUGGGCCAGGGACACAACGACUACGAGUACAGAGACCGACCGCAGUCAACUGCAUGGGCGGACGACGUAUACGACCGACAGCCGUCCUCGGCACCCGGCGGCCUCAACCGCUCCUUCUCCACACGUGCGAACCCCACUGAGACAUUCGACCGCAUGGACAACCGGAGCCGCUCCUCCACUUUCGGCGACGACUACUCGUACAGCGACCGCAAGCCUGGCCGACCGACGGCGCCGAAGCCAGUGUUUGGACAGACCACGGGGCAGAAGAAGGCAGGACUACAGUCCGACCAGGCAAUUGCCAAGUUCACCUUUGACGCGGACCAGCCGGGCGAUCUCGGCUUUAAGAAGGGCGAGAUUAUCACAAUCCUGAAGAGGACGGAUAACGAGACCGACUGGUGGACAGGCAGAGUCGGAAGCCGAGAGGGCAUCUUCCCAAGCAACUACGUCGAGACCGUAUAA